Rana temporaria (common frog) is the source of this 2180-nucleotide messenger RNA. It is a transcript of the gene TSPAN3, whose product is annotated as tetraspanin 3. The coding region runs from base 69 to 830 and encodes 253 amino acids. The record is from RefSeq and is a predicted model, not a curated record. NCBI's taxonomy places the organism in Eukaryota, Metazoa, Chordata, Amphibia, Anura, Ranidae. Gene Ontology annotation, cellular component: membrane. Gene Ontology annotation, biological process: regulation of vascular endothelial growth factor signaling pathway; protein localization to plasma membrane; protein maturation. The transcript is spliced from 7 exons.
UGCCUUGGGAGCCCGUGUGAACCGGGAGCUGCGUCACACGGUGAGGUCGCCAUCUUGUGAUCGGAGAGAUGGGGCAGUGCGGGGUGAUCUCCUCCAAGACCGUCCUGGUCUUCCUGAACCUUAUUUUCUGGGCUGCCGCAGGUAUCUUGUGCUAUGUCGGAGCCUAUGUCUUCAUUACAUACGACGAUUAUGAGCACUUUUUUGAAGACGUUUACACCUUGAUUCCAGGCGUAAUAAUUAUUGCAGUGGGUGCUCUGCUGUUCAUCAUUGGCCUUAUUGGUUGUUGUGCCACAAUCCGGGAAAGUCGCUGUGGUCUUGCAACGUUUGUAAUUAUCUUGUUGUUGGUGUUUAUCACUGAAGUUGUGGUGGUGGUCCUUGGAUACAUCUACAGAGCCAAGGUUGAAGAUGAAGUUGAUAGAAGCAUUACAAAUGUAUUCAACCAGUACAAUGGUGUUUCCCCUGACUCAGCAAGCCGGGCUAUUGAUUACGUCCAGAAGCAGCUUCACUGUUGCGGCAUCCACAACUAUUCGGACUGGGAGAAGACGCCAUGGUAUAUCAACACACAUAAUAACAGUGUGCCAUUAAGUUGCUGCAGAGACAACGUGGUAAACUGUACAGGGAGUCUAACCAGGCCCUUAGAUCUGUACUCUGAGGGCUGUGAAGCUUUAGUUGUGGAAAAGUUGCAGGAAAUUAUGAUGUAUGUUAUAUGGGCUGCUUUAGCAUUUGCUGCGAUACAGCUCCUGGGGAUGCUGUGUGCAUGUAUUGUCCUCUGCAGAAGAACCCGUGAUCCUGCCUAUGAACUCCUCAUCACUGGUGGCACCUAUGCGUAAAAGGAAUUGAAUUUGCUCUUUGUGCUUUGGAUCCUUCAGCCCUUGUUCCCAAGGAGGUCGCAUCAGGAUAGGACUCUCCUUUUACUGAAGUAGUUUCUACACUGCUGAUUCUCAGUUAAGAUCUUACAGUGUAUAUAAAGAAUUGGGGGGGGGGAGAUUUCCUAGUGGGUCACUACUGCCCUUCUGGACUGUUCUCUACCCUCAGCUUGUCACUUUAAUAGGUUUUAAUUUUUUUUGUGCUGAUUUGUAGGUUUUACCAUUAGCGACUGGUGUUUUUUUGCUAUAGGGUUAUUAGUCAGUUAAAGCAGCAUUGUGAUGAAUCCAUGCUCUGAACGCGGCUUCCUGAGCGCAAGCUGCUUUUGUGUGGCAUCAUGACUUUCUCCCUUUUUAAAUUGUCAAGGUCAUAAUAUCUAGAUGUGUUUUUUUAUUCACUAUAUCUUUUGCUGCUGCUUGGAAACGGCCUCAUACAGCAAGCUAGCCCAGUAUUUUCUAAGCUCCCAAUGUCAUUAUCUACGUUUUCUGAGGUAUGUUUGGUUAUGGUAUAUAAGGCUCUUGGAAAAUGGAGCUCUGUCUACUUUCUACCUAAUUUUAUACCUUCAGUUGUCAGUCUCAGGAUAAAUAAGAUUAAGAUAUGAUUAAGGCCUAAUCCUUGUAAUGCAUUAAAUGAAAACAUCUUAGUUUUCCUUGAAUGAUUUGUCUUGAUAAAAGCCCUCCAAGUAUCACUGGUGGCACCCAAAAAGCCAAUGGUAUCUAGUUCUGCUAAUAAACAAAUACCACGCAUGUGCACCUCCACCAACAACUAUCAGCAUUAAUUAUCUUUUUCGUGAUAUCUGUUUCUAUCUCUUCUCCAAAGGUGUAAAGCAUUAGUAUGUCUGAAUUGUUAAUUUAUAACGUGUGACGUAAACCCCACUUUUAUUAGCCUUUUAAUGGUUUUGGAUUGUGUACAGAAUAUAGUUUUACAAUGAAACUACUGUUACAAUCUCAUGGGAGACUAAAUCGCUCUGCAUCACUGCAAAUUUGGAAAGUGACUUACCUCAAGCAAACACUGCCAUAUGAUACAACACUACAUUCAGGAGGGACCCAGUCUGCCUCCACUGCCCACACUUGGUUGGCAAUUUGCUUGAAAGAGAAUUAAAAUGGGAAAGUUAAAGGACUUUUUUAAAGUUAAUAUUGUACAGUUCAUUAUGUAGAAACUUAUUUUUUUCCCUUGAUUGGUGUGUAAAUUGAACCAUUAGUGGCUUAACAGUCCCUCUUGAUUAAUAAUGUCUGCAUUUAGAACAACAAAUACUUCUGUGACUGGAACUGACUGUAAAUAGUGACUGAUUCAAUAAAAACUCUUCACUCACCGCA